AUGGACGAUGCACAAAGUAUGAUUGCUGUUUUUGUCUUCCCUCUCCCUGGAGAUGCUGCUGUCUGUCACUUCAGUGCUCAGAUUGGACAGACACAGAUUGUAGCUGAGGUGAAGGAGAAACAGAAGGCUCGUGAGGAUUAUGAUGAUGCGCUGAGCUCCGGUCAGCAGGCCUUCCUGUUGGAGGAGAGUGAGCAGAGUCCAGAUAUAUUCACUUUGAGUGUGAGCAGUCUGCCUCCAGGAGAGAGCGCCUCCGUCAGGCUGGAGUACGUCACUGAGCUGGCUGUGCAGGCGGAUGACGGGCUGAGGUUUUGUCUGCCUGCUGUGCUCAACCCUCGCUACAAACCUCAGGGUUCUGAAGGUGCUGGUGUGCAGGUGACCUCUGUUCCAGCCUCUCUGGUUCCCUACAGUCUGUCCUUUUCUGUCCGAGUGUCGUCUUCUCGUCCAAUCUCCAAAGUUGAGUCCAGCUGCUCUCUGGAGUCUCUCCAGUACGUCAACACAGAGCAGACGCAGGCCAGGGUCAAGUUGGCUGCAGGACACAAGUUUGACAGAGAUGUUGAGCUGCUGAUUUAUUACAGAGAUGCUCACAAGCCCACUGCUGUGGUGGAGGCAGGACAAGCCUCUGCCAAACCUGGGAGUCUGAUGGGCGAUCCAGUCCUGAUGCUGAGCCUGUACCCUGAGUUCCCCAAGUCUGUGAUGUCUUCACUCGCCUCACGUGGAGAGUUUGUGCUUCACCUGGAUCGAUCUGGGAGUAUGGAUUGUCCAACAAGUGACACCAAGCUGCAAGAAUCUCGAAUUGCCAGUGCCAGGGAUACUCUACUGCUCCUGUUGAAGAGCUUACCAAUGGGCUGCUACUUCAACAUCUACAGUUUUGGUUCCGGCUUUGAACACAUCUUCCCUAAGAGUGUGGAGUACAUUGAGAAGAACUUAGAAGAGUCACUGAAGAAAGUCAAAGCGAUGCAGGCAAAUCUGGGAGGAACAGAGAUCCUUGAACCCAUUAAACACAUAUACAGCCAGCCCUGCAUUCCUAAUCAACCUAGACAACUUUUUGUCUUCUCUGACGGAGAAGUGUUCAACACCAAAGAAGUGAUUGAUCUGGUGAAGAAGAAUUCAGGUUCCCACAGGUGUUUCUCUUUUGGGAUCGGGGAAGGAGCCAGCUCUGCUCCUAUCAUGGGUUGGCCAAGGAAGGAGGAGGUCACGCUCAGUUCAUCACAGGAACCGACAGGAUGCAACCUAAAAUAAGAAAGACAUUAAACAUGGCAAAACUGUUGCGUUUCACACUGCUGAAACAACUCAAUACAAAUCAUGG
Messenger RNA from Limanda limanda (common dab), 1306 nucleotides. Its product is annotated as von Willebrand factor A domain-containing protein 5A-like. NCBI's taxonomy places the organism in Eukaryota, Metazoa, Chordata, Actinopteri, Pleuronectiformes, Pleuronectidae. The transcript has 10 exons. Bases 1 to 1239 code for a protein of 412 amino acids. The record is from RefSeq and is a predicted model, not a curated record.